AAGAAUAUAAUAUUAUUUAGUAUGUUUUAUCAUAGAUAUUUCAGCAAUUAUUUGUGUGAUUAACAGUUUGCGUAACAUACUAAUGUUUAAGGAAUAUCCUAACAAAUAUGUUAAAAUUAUUGGGUGCCUUUUUCUUUAUUUUCAUAUGUUGUGAAGUUUGUCAAGCAUGGAAUCAGCGCGCUUGCUUUGUGAAUCGUCUUGGUUACAUUGAAAAGGUUUUGCAGGAAACAAUGUAUGAAGUUGAAAAGAAUGUGAAGUUUUGCAAUUUGAGGGUGAACGAUUUUAAUUACACGUUAAACGAUCGUAUGUACUCCUUCCACGUGUCAGGACUGGCCCAAUUCAAGAACAGUUUUCUCAUAUCCAUAGAGAGAAUGGACGUUAAUGCCAUCUCCUCUGUAGUUGGAAGGAGGCAUGUAGCAGCAACCAAUGUGACAGAAUAUGAAGCUCUGGUCCGAGCUACAAUUAACUUACGAGUGCCUAGAGUUGGUUUUGAUGUUAUAAUUGACGUGGAGGGUACAGGCCCACAGCACUAUACUGCAGUAUUUCAAUUUGACUCGAUCACUAUUCCGAUUUUGAUCCUUAAGAAGAUAAAUACAAACGAAACGGUAGUGAGUACGACAUCAGCUGGUCAGUCAUCGCGUCACCAACGAAUGCAGUUCGUCCCAAACACAAACGUAUCUCAAGUGCUAUCGAGACACAUUCACGGUUACCACAUGGACGAUAGCUUCACGACAUGGGCUCGAGACAUCAUCGUGCCAAUUAUGCAGAAACUUAUUGAUACAAAGCUUGGUUUCCCGGAAAUACGUUUUGAUGGCUGUUAAUAACAAUAAUAUAAAUAAAAAAAGAGCGUGUGUGCCGAGCACACGUAUAAUAUAGUGAAACUUCAUUGGCAAGAUUCAAAGAUACCAAAUUCGUCGCUUUGCUCCAUGACGUGACGGUAUUGCCAUGACGAGACCUUGAAAAUUUACUCUCAACGUGCCUAAAGAAGUUUCACUUUCAAAAUAAAAGAAUAACGCAAUGAAAAUAUUUCUUUGUUUAUGGGACUGCGAAUACUCAAAAGAAUAACAUCCCUAUAUGGUUCGAGGAAAGAGUUUAUUUAUAUUUUACACUCAUUGUACACUCAGUGUGUGUAGUAGGUAUUUGACGAUACUAAUUUGGAUUAUUUGUAUUUAUGUUAUGGUAAAAUAUUUAUUGAAAGCAACGAAUAUGAAUUAUUUUACAUUUGAUGCAUUACAACCAUAAUCUAUGAAUCCUUUUUUUAUUAAUUUUAAAAUACCUAUGGCAAUCAUUAUCUUUGGUAUGUAUAAACGAUUACAAUUAUUAUUUUACAUAUUUUAUUGAUCUUAAUGUUAUAAUUUCCUAGAAAGACAUAUUAAAUGGAAAACCCUACAAUUA
This is a messenger RNA of Colias croceus (clouded yellow), 1395 nucleotides long. RefSeq lists its product as uncharacterized. The coding region runs from base 108 to 821 and encodes 237 amino acids. The transcript has 5 exons. The record is from RefSeq and is a predicted model, not a curated record. Lineage: Eukaryota; Metazoa; Arthropoda; Insecta; Lepidoptera; Pieridae.